Messenger RNA from Mercenaria mercenaria, 9907 nucleotides. RefSeq names its product ankyrin repeat and MYND domain-containing protein 2-like. The transcript is spliced from 15 exons. NCBI's taxonomy places the organism in Eukaryota, Metazoa, Mollusca, Bivalvia, Venerida, Veneridae. The record is from RefSeq and is a predicted model, not a curated record. Gene Ontology annotation, molecular function: protein binding. Bases 57 to 1697 code for a protein of 546 amino acids.
GUGGAAUCUGCUCUUAAAGAUCAUCUUGUCGUGAGUUCUACGGAGUUCUAUUAGUUAUGGAGUCACAGAAGAAAAAGCAUUCCUUUCCGGAAUUAUCAGAAAACGAAAAGAAGCUGAUAGAUGCAAUAAACAGAGGUGCUAUACAGGAGGUCAAAAUCUUGUUGCAGGAGAAAGAUGUUAAGUUUGACUGUCUUGAUGAGUCUGGGAUGACGCCAUUGCAGCAUGCGGCAUUCAGAGGGAAAUAUGACGUAGCAGAGCUAUUGCUAAGUGUUGGAUCGAAUGUUAACUCUAACCAUCACGAGAAUGGAUACUCUGCCCUCAUGUUUGCUGCUCUAUCAGGAAAUCCAGAGGUGACAAGAUUGAUGCUACAAAAUGGGGCCAAAAAAGACACUAUAAACUCUGUUGGGAGAAACGCUGCACAAAUGGCAGCCUUUGUUGGACAACACCAGUGUGUGGCAGUGAUCAACAAUUACUAUGACAAACAUGACCUAGAAUAUUACACCAUACCAAGGGGGCAAGAGAAAGAACCAAAGUUACCAGAAAGGGUCCUACCAUCAUUACUUGAACUGCUUAAUAUGUCCAACAUGCACCCUGUUAAGAUCUCACAACACUUAAAGAAACAUACUAUACUGAUGAAUGAAAGCUACAAAGUGUGUAAAGUUUUAGAUCAUAUAUGUGAGAAAGCUAUGAAAUCUCGGGACACUGACGAUGUCAUGGCGAUGAAAGCACACUAUUUCGCUACUGUGAUACGCAAAGCCAAGGAUGAACCCAGUCUUGAUGACUGGAUCAAAAAGUUAGUGAGGGGAAGAGUAACUGAUGGUCAUCCAGAGUUUCAGGACCAACUUAUAAGACAAGCAUUGAAAGAAUUUCCUUACGUAGAGUCUCAACUCCUACAGAAUAUGGUCAGACAGUUGUCAGGUACAAGAAUUGGUGAUCAUCCAACUUCACUGAACAUACUAAACCAGGGAGUAAACGGACAGAAGUUCAGCUUUGAUGAAGAUGAAGAUUGUACAACAUGCGGGGAACCAAAAUCAAAGAAAUGUUCUGCUUGUAAAAUGGCACACUACUGUAGUCAAGACUGUCAGAAACUACACUGGUUUGUACACAAGAAAUUCUGCAAGAAGUUAGCAGAACAAUACAAGAGACUUGAGAAAAUGAAAGAAGAGAACAAAAACUUGGAGGAAGGAGAAAAACAAACAAAUGGAGAAACAAAGGAGAACAAAGGAGGAGCCAAAUCAAAAACAGGAGCUAAGGAAGAGUCAGACGGUCACACCAGUUUUCUGAGUGGUCAUCCAGGUGCUUCUCAGUUGUUAGGAACUGGUGAGGAAGAGGAUUCUGUGCCAGAUAUCAAUAAAUUCCUUGAUGAUCCAGAAAUCGUCAGACUUUUCCAGGACCCGAGUGUUGCAAAAGCAUUCAAGGAAGUGAAUGAUGAUCCUGCAAACAUUUCUAAAUACCAAGACAAUGAGAAAAUACAGGAGAUCAUUCAGAAAAUACCCAAGAAGUUGAGUGAAUUUAAGGCUGCCAUGGCAGGUGAUGGAGCGAAGACAACAGCUGGGAAAUCUGAGGGAGCAACAGGGGGUGUCCCUGAAGCAGGGGCUGGAAAAUCUGAGGGAGCAACAGGGGGUGUCCCUGAAGCAGGGGAUGGAAAAUCUGAGGGAGCAAAAGGGGGUGUCCCUGAAGCAGGGGAUACCUCUUAGCCUAAGAUUUUAAAGAUAAAACAUGUACAUGGUCAAAGAUAUUGGUGUCUAUACUUGCACUUGAAAGGGAAUUUCUGGUUAUUUCUUAACAUCAGCUACAGUCCAGGAGAAUAUUUUUCAGAAUAUUGAAACAUAUUGUGAAAAAUUCUAGUGACAUCGAGGUCGCCAUGUUUUGAAAGUAUGUUAAGGAGAAUUGAUAAUUUAUAUAAAUUUGUUCUGAAAAUAUGGAAAAAAAGACAGAUGAAAUGAAAAGAUCUAGUAUACUUAAUAUAUUGAAAGCAGGAAAUCCACAGUUUAAAGGCACUGGCCUCCAGAUUGUUUGAAAAAACAAAAACAAAAGAUCUUUUUAGAUGUCUGGAAAUUAAUGCUGUAUUCUUAAGCUUUGAAAUUUAAUUACUGACGGACUACAUGUUACGGAAACAAAUGAGAAUUAGUUGUUUUUAGCUCAACUAUACGAAGUAUGUAGAGCUAUCCUACUCGACCUGGCGUCGGCAUCGGCGCCGGCGUCCUUCCGCGUCCACACUUUGGUUAAAGUUUUGAUGCACUUCCUCUUUAUCUGUGUUAUUACUGAAUAGAUUUGAUUCAAACUUAAAAUAAUUGUUCCACAUCAUCACCCACAUCAUAUGACACAAGGUCCAUAACUCUGGCACCAUUUUUUCAUGAAUUAUGCCCCCUUUUUACUUAGAAUUUUAUGUUAAUUUUGAUGCAUUUUAACUAUAUCUCUGUUAUUUCACAAGGGAUUUGAUUCAGACUUAAAAUAAUUAUUCAUUAUCACCACCUACAUCAUUUGACACAAGGGCCAUAACUGUGACAACUGUAUUUUAUGAGUUAUCCCCCUUUUGUACUUAAAAUUUCAGGUUAAAAUUUUGAUGCACUUUCACUUCAUCUCUGUUAUUACGAAAUGGAUUUGAUUCAAACUUAGAAUAGUUGUACUACAUCAUCAUCCACAUCAUAUGAUACAAGGGCCGUAACUCUUCCACCAAUAUUUCAUGAACUAUGCCCCCUUUUUACUUAGAAUUUCAGGUUAAUUGUGGUGCACUUUCACUAUAUCUUUGUCUUAACUUAAUGAAUUUGAUUAAAACUUAAAUUAGUUUUUCCAGAUCCUCGUCAUAUGGCACAAGGUCAGUCACGCUGGCACAAAUGUUUUAUGAGUUAUAUCUCCGUUUUACUUAGAGUUAGUUUAAUUUUGAUGCUUUUUAUAUCUCUGCUGAAUUUAAUCAAACUUAAAAUUGUUGUUCCACAUAUCACUCACAUCAUACAACACAAGUUAGAUAAUGCCGGCACCAGUACGUUCUGAGUUAUGCGCUCUUUUUACUAAUAGAAUUUUCAGUUCAAGUUGCGAUGCACUUUUGCUGUAUCUCCAGUAUUACUAAAUAGAUUUGAUUAAAGCUUAAGUAGUUGUUCUGAAUUAUUUUCAUCUACAUUUGAGUCAUUAAACACUCCAGUGACAGUUCCAGCUUCCUCAGAUGUACCCAAUUUCACUAUCCAGCAUCGAAAUAGUCGAGCGGGCUGUCUCAUGUGACAGCUCUUGUUACUACUUUUUACAAUGAAAAUCAAAAAGCGUUUGUAAUGCUUAAAUGGAGGUCAAUUGCCCCGAUUAUAAAUAUCUAUAUUUAACAUGCAUUGAACGCUAAAUCCUCCAUUGUGUUAUUGGAAGCGACAGCGGAAAACUUCUUCAUUACUGGAGGGUCCGGGUUUGAUUCCCGACGCGGUCAUCUUCUUUCCUUGAUUUGGCAUUUUUAAAUAAUUAAGAAACAAAAACUCAUAUUCUAAUGUUCAUAAUAUGACCAAACUUCAGUUUGAAAAAAAGAUAUUUUUUUUUAGCCAAAAUCUGGAGGUCAGUGCCUUUAAGACCUAAACGUUAUAUCUGGUGAAUUUUGUUACACGCAUUAUAUAGAAAUAUUAAGAUUAUUUCAUACAUAUCAUAAUGCUAACAGCAUGAAGGCAUUAAGUAUUGCCAUUUGGUGAGGUUGAUAUGAGAAUUUAUCGACCUCGGAAAAGUGAUAUCAGUAAAUCCUCAUAUUGACUGAACCUUAAAGGCAACAGUUGUUUUAUUUUUAAAUCCAACAACUUGAAGGCAACUUCUGAGUUAGGGUUGCAACAGUCGAAGAGGCUGGUAUUAUUUUCUUGUGUUAUGGUUGUAAAUUGUGUAUGUUGUGACAUUUUAAGAUGUCACAUCCUAGAACAGUAUGAUUUUUUGGCUUCGCCCUUGGACAGUAUGACCUUUUGGCUCCGCCCUUGGACAGUAUGACUUUUUAUUAGUAAUCCUGUGACUGUAUUUAAACCAAUAGAAAUGAUUAUAAAUAUGCUUCAAAAAUAGAAAACGUUAUUAACCCUUACCAUGCUGGACACAAUUGAUUUUGCCUUUGCAACCAGUGUAGAUCAUGAUCAGCCUGCACAUCCAUGCACUGUUCGCUAUUCAGCCAGUAUAUUUUUAGUAGGCACCCCUUUUAACAGUUAAUGGUACUGUCCACAUCGGAAGCUGGACAUGGUCAUUAUAGAAAUUUAGCAGGGUAAGGGUUAAUAGUCGUCAGUGAUUGUGACCUUGUUUCAGGUCUAGAACAAAGGUUGUUUUAUUGUUGUUUUAUACUUCAAGUGAAAUAGCAUGAUUAUUUUCCAAUGGAAUUGGGCUAUGCUGAUUUUAUAUGUAACAUCCAAGACAUACGGGACCAAUUCCAACAUUCUCUGACCCUAACAUUCAACAUCUCUGUUUUUCUUAACAAUAGACAUGUACCUGAAAAUAGUUGUACUUUUCAACUUAACAUGAUAUUAUGCAUUAAUUAAGACAUCAUUCUUAUUGUGAAAAAAUAGCAUUUCAGCAAUCAUGAAAUUUAGUGGUUUCCAUACCUACACAAAACAGGACGUUUUAUGGGAUCACCCGCGUUGGCCCAGCAACGGGCAACAUGCAUCACAAAAGUAACCAAUUCUCUAACUUGAGCAGUUCUUAUCAAAUGUUCAUGAAACUUGGUCAGAGUGUUUAUGGACAAAAUAUCUUGGCCAUGAUGGAUAAAGCAGCUGGAUCAUCAUUUUGACUCUGGAGUUAUUGCCCUUGAAUUACUCAAAAUGGCAAGAGUUACAUCCAUUUAAUUCAACAUGACAACUGACCUGCUCAGUAAAUGGAGUGUUUUAGAAUAAAUUAUUGUGAUGGUUGUAUCUUGUGACAGUUGUAUGAUGGAAAGGUGGCUAAUAAAUUUCACUCUUAGUAUAGGUAAUGGAUAAAUGUGAUAGGUCACAUAAGAGCAGACACAGUUGUCCAGGGGUUGUGAGCUCAAGUCCCAGCUCCUGCAUUUAGUAUCAGUAACAUUGGCAUAAAAGUCGUGUAUAUGGAUGAUUUACACCCGGCAUUCUAAAAAACCAGGGAAGCUAACAAAAGUGGAAUAUUUUCUGUAACUUGGCCUAUCCUCAAACUAAAAUCGCUAGCAGUCAUUUAGACGAGUCGCACAUAUGUUACUAGUAGCGACAUUAAAUAAGCUUAUAUUCAAACAAUCUUAACCAUAUAAAGUUGUGAUUUGAUAUACUGUGAAAUCAUUAAUAUUCGUGGGGGACUAAUUUUCGUCAAUUUUGUGGUUGAGUCAAUCCAGGAAAUUUAAUCCCAACAAACAAGUAAAAUUCCCAUUGAAAUCCACGAAUCCAUAUGCCCACAAAAUUUCUAUUUUGACCAAAACCACGAAAUUUCAUGCCCACGAAAUUAAAAUGAUUUUACAGUAUGUGGUUGGGUCAUCAUACUCGACAGAACAUAAAACAUUUGCAUCUUGAAAAAACAUUCCUGUUCCAUUUGUAACAAUAUUUCAUCUUCUUAUAAAAGAUGUAUCGUAUCUUGUGCCAUUUGAAUGUUUGCAAGAAGUGAAAAUUGGCAGCUGUUUUCCAGAAAGUUGAAAGUUGUAUUCAAUUAUCAUAUUCGACAUUUUAUGAAGUAUGGAGGGCUGUCCUAUUCGACCUGACAUCGGCAUUCUUCCGUGUCCACACCUUGGUUAAAGUUUUGAUGCACUUUCUUUUUAUCUCUGUAAUUACAUGAUGGAUUUGUUUCAAACCUAAAAUAGUUAUUCCACAUCAUCAUCCACAUUAUAUGGCACAAGGGUCAUAACUCUUGCACCAAAAUUGCAUGAGUUAUCUCCCCUUAGUACUUGGAAUUUCAAGUUAAAGUUUUUGUGCACUUUCACCCUUAUCUCAGUUAUUACUAAAUGGAUUUGAUUCAAACUUAAGUUAUUCCACAUUAUUAGUCACAUGAUAUGACACGUUACUCUUGCAGAAAUUUCCAAUGAAUUAUGUCCCUUUUAUACUUAUUUAAUGUUUUGAUACACUUUAUCUCUAUCUCUGUUAUUACUUAAUACUUUUGACACAGACUUAAAGUGGCAUUAUGUGCAUCUUACUGCACAUAGUGUGUUUUUGGUGAAUGUUUUAUAAAAGCAAUUUUUGGUUGCUGUGCAUUUAAAUGUGUUAAAUUAACAAUAAUACCGCAUAAGUAUUUGAAGUUGAUGAAAUAGAAAUAAGGAAAUCAGACUAAUAAAAUAAAAGUUCUUUCUUCAGAUCUUCUAUGCAGUGAUCUCCCUUACCUAUAGGUAGAGAUUUCUGAAGUUGAAGGGCAGCAACUCCUGCAUGCAGUUUGUCUUUUCUUAAAUGGACUGCCCCAGUCAAAAUUUGAAAAGUUAUUAUUUCAUAUUGGUAACAGGAAGAGUUUUGUGUUAAAAGCUAUAAUUUCCUCCACUUUUUUAUUUAUAAAAUCUAUUUCAGCUGGAUUUUUACUUGAACAAUGCGCAUAAUUCCACUUUAAGCUAUUGUCUAAUAUCUCCAUCCACACACUCCAGUGACAGCUACAGCUUUCUCAGAUGUGCCCUAUUUCACUAUUUAUUAUUGAAAUAGUCGAGAGCGUGCUGUCUCCUGUGACAGCUCUUGUUGUGUUGUGUAGGCAAAUGUCAAUUACAACUAUUGUAGUUGGGGUUAUUCACCGGUGCCAUUGACCUGUAUAUACUGCCAUUCCUGUCUGUACAGCAGACUAAUCUUGAUGGCUUAGGAAAGCAACAAGACAAACAUGCAAUAAACAUCAAAUUACUGGCUCUGUAAUCAGUCAUAUAGCUUGUUUAUUUCUGUUAGUUCAUCUUGUUCAUGUUUCCAUUCAUGUCUUUGUUACACAGUUAAAGUUUGUAUACAUCAGUGUUUAAGGUUGUUGUAAAUAACUGAAAAAUUUACUUUGAAAUUGUUUUAGCAGUUUUCUUGUUUUAUAUUGUUAAUGAAAUAGAUAAUUAUAUGUGUAUUAUGUGUAUGUAAUAAAACAAUUAUUAGAUUUUCAUUGAGAAAUAUUGUUUAUGAAAUAGUUUGUUCUUACAAAUGGUCUGGUCUUAUGUAUUGACUAGAAUAUGCUGUAGUAAGAAAAACUGCAAAGUUUAUGAUCACAGAACUUUUACUGUAUUGUAUGGUGAUUUUUUAACAUGUGUUAGUGCCUUGAUUUCUUUGGCUUUAUGUUCUGUUGAUUUUUGUCAUGCCGGAUGUACCUGUUCCAGAAUUGUUUGACUUGUUGGUAUAUUAAAACGUUUUUUAUUCACUGACUAAAUUAUUUUAAUGUACAGGUGGCAGUAUUAUUUUAUUUAGAAACUUGUAUUAGAAUUAUGAAUAUUUAGAGAGAAAUGUGCUUUUUCUUUUUAAUUGACACAUCUGUUGUUUAAUUGUAUUACUGAAUUUCGGUGUUGUUGUAUGCCUUUUUCUCGUUGAUUCGAGCUUUCUCAUCGAUUCGAGCCCUUGUGUUUUAGUAAAAUUCAUGCUCAUGUAAUAUGUUUUUCCAUCAGAAACUUGUGUCAUGUACAUUUUUAAAUGCCUUGGAAAAUAUUGGUCAUAAAACCACUGAAAAAUUGAAUAAAUACCCGUUUUAAUAUUUUGCAACAAAAAUUGCCUAUUUCAAAAGGAAAUUACACAGUGGGUAAUAUUAAGAGCCCAAAUUUCAAAUUAAUAGCAUCCUGAGCAUAUUUCAACUGUUGUAACAAGUGCACAAGAAGUCAAACUUGAUAGAAAUUUGCUGUAUGGAAUUAGACUGUGCAAACAUUAACACUUAUUGACUUUCCAAACAAAGGGCUCGAAUCGAUGAGAAAGUUUUAAAAUGAUGUGGAGUUUGACCUCCUUCAGUCUCGUGCAAAAAAAGUACAUAUAAAAGAUGAUAACAUUGUAAUUCUUAUUGUCCAUUGUUAAAUGCAAAUAUUUUUGCAACAAAAUACAAAAAUUAUUUAAUUGAACAGGUUUACAAAAAUAUGCACACCCCUAAAAGAUUUAAGAGGCUCGAAUCAAGGAGAAAGCAGCAUAUUUGUUAGAAGGGAACGGUUUGCAUUAUGUUUUAGGCAAAAACACAGUUAAUGUCAAUAUUUGUUAGAAAUUUAAUAUAUACUAAAUGAUUACUACUGGUAUACAGUCAUAGGUAUGAAUCAUAUACUGACAUGAUUAUAUUGUAAAGUAUUCCUGUUACAUGCAUUCUCUGUUACAAAUUUUUGUGUGUUUUUUAUGCCCCCGAAGCGAGGCAUAUUAGUUUUCAACUGUCCGUCCGUCCGUUCAUUCGUUAGUUUGUUCGUUCGUCACAACGUUAACUUUUUGCAUGAAGGCACUUUACUCGCGAACCACUGACCCAGGACCUUCAAACUUCACAUGCUGAUAGUACUUAUUGAGUUAACGACCCCUACCGACUUUGGGGUCAAAGGUCAAGGUCACCAGGUCAAAGGUCAAGGCACUGCUGGGGCAUUUGUCACCAUUAGUGACAGCUCUUGUUUUUGUGUGUUUUAUUGCUUAAGCAGCUAUUUCAUGAUGAUAUGACUUUGUACAAUGAUAUUUAAAUUGUAAAUUGGGAAUUGUUUGGAUUUUUUUUAGAAAAUAAUUUUUAUUUAAAGGGAAUUCCUAUAGUUUUUUAUGCGCAUCUUUCUGCGCAGCCGACACUUUCUAUGGAAAACUGAACUGAAGUCAACAUUUGUUGAAACAUGUUACAGACAAUCUUAAAUAUGAGGAAUCUUGAAUGAAAUAACAUUUUGAUAAGUUAUAUCAGUAAUCAAAUGUUGAUACUGGUUUAUGUUGUAUUGACAAGUAUCAUGCCUGACAGGUAUCUUGCUAUUUUUGUGGUUGUGUUUUCACAUCGCAUUUUAGUAUAAGACAGUGUUGUUCAUAUAAUGUAAGAUAAUUGACUUAGUACUGAUAAGACAAUAUCACCUUUCAGAUAAUUUAGUAUGCAAUUAUUGAAAGAAUUAAGGAUUUUAAAAAAAAUAAAUAAACUUUUAGCAGACAUACAUGUAAUUAAUUUGGGCAGGUUCGUGCCAUUUCCGUCCGAACAGGUGUUGUAUUCUAGCGGUCUUAACAUAAAAUUUAGCCUGGUGACCCAUACAUUUUUAGCCAUUUUUAUGCUCACAAUACAAUUCUUUAUACACAAGAAAAAAAGGAAAAAAUUCUAUGAAAGAGUUUUUUCAAAAUUUAAAAAAAUAUUCUUCACUAUGGGUAUUUUUCAUUGAAAAAAGUUCACAAAAGUAAAUAUGAAACAAUAUUUUUUUUUCAUUUGUACCCAUCAUUGUAAGGAUAAGAGUAUUACAAAUAUGACUAUGAUAUCAAGUAAGUAUAUAAUAAAAUCUGUAAUAAGAAAAAACCCGUAUUGUGCUGCCUGGAUGUAUAUUUUGGUUGGUAUUUAUAAAAAAGCAGAAAAUUAUGAACAUGUUGAAAAAUCGCUGGCAGUUACAGCAACAGUGGGUGUGUUCAAAGCAAUUUUUCACAAAAACAAGCCUGGUGACCUAUUGUUUUUAUUUGUUCUUUGUUUUCAGCACACAUUUUCCUAUCAUAUAUGUGAAUUUAAAAAAAUUCUAUGAAAGGAAAACAACUAUAGGAAUUCUCUUUAAUAUGUGGAUUAAUGCAAUAAAGAAAUCCAUGAAAAAUAUGAAAAAUUACCCACAAUGCUCCUGGCAAAUGUUAAUGAUUUAAGACAGAUGUAAUUAGAAAUUAGGAACAAAAUGGAGAGUUUACAAAUACUUGUUAAAGGUUUUCUGAAAUUUCUCUCCACAGUUAUUUCUGGAUGUCCAUUAUGUGCAGACUUUUCAUCACAGCAGAACAACUUGAUUUGUUUUAUAAAUUUUUAUGUUGCCAUUUUUGUAAAAUAUAAAAUCAUGAAUUAAUGUGAAAUAAUGUUAACACAUGUAAAUAAAUGAUCAUUUUGUGAUUCAUAUAUGUUGUUCAUGAUUAAACAAUAGUCCAUUUACUGA